CUCCCAAAAGUGGCAGGGGCUUCGCCGUGACCCCGGCGCUGGGAUGGCAGCGGGACAGUCGCACCGCGGCGGGACAGCGGGACGGUCCCCAGCCGAGGUGGCGGCUGGAGCGCUCCGGCGGGGGGAGACUCCAGCCAGUUUGUUUGCUAGUCGCUUUGUUGCUGCUGGGGGAUAUUUUAUUAUUAUUACUAUUUUGAAGUGCGGGGGGUGGCGAAGGGGGGCUGGCACCGGCUAUAAAGGCAGAGCUCCCCGGAGCAGCCAACGCUUCCCCGGCACCAUGAGUGCUGCCCUGGCCUGACACCCCCGCGUCCCCGGGGGUCCCAGCUGAUGGCACCGUGGAGCGCGGCUGCAUCCCGGGGUGGGAUGGUGUGAGCCUAGAGCUGCUCUCCUCUCCACCACCCACCGUCCCUCGGCUGGAGCUGGACUCGCCAGCCGCUUGGAUGAUUUGAUUUCUACCCUGCCUGAAAUCACUCCUGCCCAGAUGCAGUGGAUAAUAUUCAUGUUGCUGUUAUUCAUCAGCUCCAUGGAAAUGCUCAUGCAGAACCGAUGGAAGAAGCAAGCGAGCGCUGGGCUGCUGGAGAACUGCACGGGCUGCGUCCUGUGCUCAGAGGACAAUGGCUGCAUCACCUGCCACCACCGGCUGUUCCUGCUCAUCUGGAGGGACGGCAUCCGCCAGUACGGGAUGUGCGUCCACACCUGCCCCCCUGGCUACUUUGGCGUGCGGGGACUGGAGGUCAACAGAUGCACAAAGUGCAGGUCUCCCAGCUGCGAGAGCUGUUUCAGCAGAGACUUCUGCAUGAAGUGCAAAGACAAGUUUUACUUGCACAAGGGCCAGUGCUUUCGGCAGUGCCCCCCCAGCACCGCGGCACAGCCCGGCACUCGCGAGUGCCAAGAGACGUGCAUGCCGGGGCCCUGGAGCCAGUGGAGCGCCUGCACCCAUGAGGGCCGGACCUGCGGCUGCAAGUGGGGUGUGGAGACACGGGUGCGGGAGGUGCUGGGGGCUGCCCAGGAAGAGGGGGCUGCCUGCCCCGCGCUGCUGGAGACCAGGAAAUGCCGCAUGAGGAAGCACUGCCCAGGAGAGAAAACUGAACCCAAAAAUAAAGGCAAAAAGCGGCAGAAGAAGCCAAAGACAGAACCGCACGUGGGUACCUAGCGAAACCAGCACGUGAGCCGGUGAAUAGCGGUGGGAGCUGGUUGGGAGCUCUCUGUGCCACUGGCCGGUGGCAUGAAGAGGUCCCAACCAGCUCCCACCGUGCUACCCCGGCCACAUCGCCCUUGUUUUUCCAUCCACAAAAAAAAAAAAAUUGCACAAUUUUCUCCCCCCCUCCCAUUUCUUUUGAGACAAUUUAUGGCCUGUAAAACAUUUCCUUUUCAGAAAAUCUAAUUUGCAAUGUCCAAAGCGAUGCCUCGGGGCUCGGGGAGGGGGUGGCUUCUUGUAUUUGUUUUUUCCCUCUCCCCCAGCCUUCUCAGUCCCUUCCCUUGCUCUGGAUGGAUGGGAUGGGGGUUGAUCCUCGGGGUUGGACCCCAUCUCUGCUUGGGUACCGUCCCCCAGGGCUGAGAGAUGCUCUGUCCCCAUGGGGCCCCGUUUGUACAGGGGUGCUGCAGUGCAUAGGGUGCCACCGAGCUGCUCUGGGUGCUGGAUAAGGUCCCCCAUCCUCAACCACUGUCACAGAGAGCGGUGGGACCCCCAGAGUUCAGACUCCAUUGGGGAUGAUGACAUCAGUCAUGGUAGUGCAGUCUGGUGCUCAAUGGCACAACCGUGCACCAAAUCCUGCUGUCCUCAGGCUCACAGAAGGGCUGGAGGAACCUCUCUCCCCACCUGAUGUGGGUGCAGGGAUUUGGGGUGGCUCUGGCCGGGUUUGGUCCAGGACAGGGGGUGCACACGCUGCAGCUGCUGGAGCCCAGGCAGGGGAUGCUGCUGCCUGCUGCAUCCUCUGGCCAGGACCCACCGCAGCCCCUCCUAAAUGUCACCAGGGGCAAAUUGCUGUCCCAGCCACAGGCAUCUCUCUAUUUGGAGGUGUUCUGGGUCAGAUACCCCGUCCCUGCACCAGGCAGGGGGAGGCCAGGUCAGGGGGGUUGUCAGGGCUGCACAGACCCUGCAGGGCGAGAGCGCUGGGGCUGACACCAAGCUGCCACAGCAGCUCCUCCAUUCGCUUAAUACCAAAUAAAUGUAUUAAAACUCCACCA
Columba livia (rock pigeon) is the source of this 2187-nucleotide messenger RNA. RefSeq names its product R-spondin 4 (gene RSPO4). The coding region runs from base 482 to 1153 and encodes 223 amino acids. The record is from RefSeq and is a predicted model, not a curated record. The transcript is spliced from 5 exons. NCBI's taxonomy places the organism in Eukaryota, Metazoa, Chordata, Aves, Columbiformes, Columbidae.